AGUCGCUCGCCAGGGCAAACGGGAAAUGCGACUUCUGCUGACGUUCCUCCUCGUCUUCCUCGCCUACCUCGACAUUUGCACUCCGCCCACGCGGCUCCCUGACGAGGUGGACGGCGCGGACGCCGUCGGAGCGGCAAUGGACGGCCUCUGGCGGCUCACGCCGGCUCAGCAAGCGCUGGCCGCCGCCGCAGCGACCGCGGCGAAUAUGGUGUGGUGCCGCUUCGCCUUUGGUGACCACCGCAAGAUGCCCGCGACAUGGUGCGCCGCUGGGCUGCUCGUCGGCCUGUCCGGCUGGGCACUGCGGCAGUGGUCCAAGGCUGUGCUCGCCGACAGCUUCUCGUACCAGAUCUCUGCGCCACCCUCUCUCCUCAGCGGCGGGCCGUACACCUACCUGGUCCACCCCGGCUACAGCGGCAUCUACCUCCACCUCGCCGGCGCCUCCAUGCUCAACAUGGGAGGCAGCAAAUGGCUGCGCGUACCUGUGACCGUCGCGACCGUUGCCCUCGCCGUCGCGGUCGGAGGGAAGCACCGGGUGGCACCGGAAGAGCGGCUGCUCCAAUCGCAGUUUGGAGACGCGUGGGCCGCGCACGUCCAGGCUAGGUGGAGGCUGCUGGCGUACCCCGCCUGAGCGCUGCGCCUGUGGUCCGCGGCCCCGGCUGGUACGUUUCACACUAGGAGCCAAAGCGCUGCAGUGGUGCAUGGACAUGCGUGACUGGCGUGUGAUGAAUAUUUCGAAUCUCUCGUCGUAGUGUGCGCGGGGAGAGGGCGUGUGUGCGGGGGCGCCCGUGAGGCGCGUGAGCGCCACGCGCCGGCGCGGACAGAGAAUAUCUCAGCGGGACAGCGGCGGGAUCGGAACCCAGGACGGGGGGCGCCAAGACGGCGGCGAAGCCGUGGAGGAGAGGGGGGGGGGAAGAAGGGCGGGCGUGUCUCACCGCAAACAACCUGCCGUCUCCAGUCUGUCCUGGUGUCCAAACUUCAGCACUUAACGCCACAAUUCUCACGCC
Emiliania huxleyi CCMP1516 is the source of this 1004-nucleotide messenger RNA. RefSeq lists its product as hypothetical. Lineage: Eukaryota; Haptophyta; Isochrysidales; Noelaerhabdaceae. The record is from RefSeq and is a predicted model, not a curated record. Bases 26 to 628 code for a protein of 200 amino acids. The transcript has a single exon.